UUUGUGUAGAAGUGGUCUCCUGGUUCCAGUGUUCCCUUUGAUGUGGCAAGAUCAACAAGCUAACAAGAUUUCAUAACCACCUUGUGUAGGGAAGCUACUGAAAGACACUAUGACUGAGUUCUUGGUUUGCUUUAACUGGUGCAGUGGUGAGCAGCCCCAGCCAAAGAGACGUCGGAGACUAGACCGAAAUAUGAUUGGAGAACCAAUGAACUUUGUCCAUACUGCCCAUGUUGGAACAAGAGAUAUGAAUAGUGGUUUUACAUCUGCUGGGUCAAUUCAGGACCAUAUGAAGUCAAAAGGUGGCUACGCAAAUGGCCCUCCUGCAAGUGCACAGCUAUAGAAAACUCGAAAGGAGACUGAUGCACCAAUUUUUGAAAUUCUGGAAACUGAUGUUACUGGAAGACCUCACUUGUUUACACUAAUAGUAAAAGAUAUUCUACUGGGGAAUGGAGUAUUUCAUAGUAAUGAACAUUUCUCUGAAUCCAGUGGUUGGAUGCCCACAUUCUAAUUAAUUCUUUGCUGGAACUGUACACUAGUAUUGCUUUUAACUUUAUAAAUUAGAUCUUACUUUUUUUUGUCUUAAAGCCCAGUGAAGUCUCCACAACCCUAAGGCUUUUGUGAUGGAUACUCUCACAAAAUAACUAGGUUCUCCACCCUAA
Trachemys scripta elegans is the source of this 659-nucleotide messenger RNA. RefSeq names its product CDC42 small effector protein 2-B-like. The record is from RefSeq and is a predicted model, not a curated record. Gene Ontology annotation, molecular function: small GTPase binding. Bases 110 to 340 code for a protein of 76 amino acids. Lineage: Eukaryota; Metazoa; Chordata; Testudines; Emydidae. Gene Ontology annotation, cellular component: plasma membrane. The transcript is spliced from 4 exons. Gene Ontology annotation, biological process: regulation of Rho protein signal transduction.